AUGGAAGAAGGCAUUAUUGCGACAUGCACUAUAUCAUACACAGCAGGUACCACCACAGGGUUUUACGCAGUAGCCAUACAAGUUGAAGAUUUUAUCGCCAUAACGUCAACAACACCUCUAAGUAGCAUACCUGUUCAAUUCAUGGUAAACAUAUCUUCAGGGAGUGGUUGUUCAGAUACACCGCAAUUUAUAGACCCAACACCAACUGCCAACACAAAGUUCGUUACUGACAUCGGCAGUCAGUACAGCUUUACAAUCAAAGUACAGGGACCUCACUUAGUCACAAGUGAAACAAGAUGCAUUGUGUUACAUGCUACAGAUAUAAAUGAAUGUGACAGCAAUCCAUGUGAAAAUGGUGGAACAUGUAACAAUCAUGUUAACUUUUAUAACUGUUCGUGCCAACUGGGAUAUGUAGGCAUUAAUUGUGAAACAGACAUAAACGAAUGUGAAAGUAAUCCAUGUAACAACAAUGGAACUUGUAAUGAUUAUGUCAACUUUUAUAACUGUACUUGUCAACCUGGCUUCAAAGGAAGUUAUUGUGAAAUUGAAAUAAACGAAUGUGAUAGUAAUCCAUGUAAGAACAAUGGAACCUGUAAUAAUUAUGUCAACUUUUAUAACUGUACUUGUCAACCUGGCUUCGAAGGAACUAAUUGUGAAAUUGAAAUAAACGAAUGUGACAGCAACCCAUGUGAAAAUGGUGGAACAUGUAACAAUCAUGUGGACUUCUAUAACUGUUCAUGUCAACUGGGAUAUGUAGGCAUUAACUGCGAAAUAGAAAUAAACGAAUGUGACAGCAACCCAUGUGAAAAUGAUGGAACAUGUAACAAUCAUGUGAACUUCUAUAACUGUACAUGUCAACUGGGAUAUGUAGGCAUUAAUUGCGAAAUAGAAAUAAACGAAUGUGACAGCAACCCAUGUGAAAAUGGUGGAACAUGUAACAAUCAUGUGAACUUCUAUAACUGUUCAUGUAAACUUGGAUAUGUAGGCAUUAAUUGCGAAACAGAAAUUGACGAAUGCCAAAGUAAUCCAUGUAAGAACGAUGGAACUUGUUAUGAUUAUGUUAACUCAUAUAUGUGUAUUUGCCAACCGGGCUAUGAAGGACUUUAUUGCGAAAAUGACAUAAACGAAUGUGAAAGUAAGCCAUGCAACAACAAUGGAACCUGUAAUGAUUAUGUCAACUUUUAUAACUGUACUUGUCAACCUGGCUUCAAAGGAACUUAUUGUGAAAUUGAAAUUGACGAAUGCCAAAGUAAUCCAUGUAAGAACGAUGGAACUUGUUAUGAUUAUGUUAACUCAUAUAAGUGUACUUGCCAACCGGGCUAUGAAGGACUUUAUUGCGAAAAUGAAAUAAACGAAUGUAACAGUAACCCUUGUGAAAAUGGUGGAACAUGUAACAAUCACGUGGACUUCUAUAACUGUUCAUGUCAACUUGGAUAUGUAGGCAUUAAUUGCGAAACAGAUAUAAAUGAAUGUGACAGCAACCCAUGUGAAAAUGGUGGAACAUGUAACAAUCAUGUUAACUUCUAUUAUUGUUCAUGUCAACUGGGAUAUGUAGGCAUUAAUUGCGAAACAGACAUAAACGAAUGUGAAAGUAAUCCAUGCAAGAACAACGGAACUUGUAAUGAUUAUGUCAACUUUUAUAACUGUACUUGUCAACCUGGCUACGGAGGAAGUAAUUGUGAAAUUGUAACACAGUUCUAUAUGUACCUCUUCCAACAGAGGUUUGAAUCCAGAAGAACUCCACAUUACAUAAACGAAUGUGAAAGUAAUCCAUGUUACAACAAUGGAACUUGUAAUGAUUAUGUCAACUUUUAUAACUGUACUUGUCAAUCUGGCUUCGAAGGGACUAAUUGUGAAAUUGGAAUAAACGAAUGUAACAGUAACCCUUGUGAAAAUGGUGGAACAUGUAACAAUCACGUGAACUUCUUUAACUGUUCAUGUCAACUUGGAUAUGUAGGCAUUAAUUGCGAAACAGAUAUAAAUGAAUGUGGCAGUACCCCAUGUAAUAAUGGCGGAACUUGUAACGAUCAUGUAAAUUUCUAUAACUGUUCAUGCCAACCUGGAUUUGAAGGCAAAGACUGCGAAAAAGACAUCAACGAAUGCCAAAGUAGCCCAUGUAAGAAUAAUGGAACUUGUUUCGAUUAUGUCAACUUGUAUAACUGUGCAUGUCAAUUGGGCUAUGAAGGAAAACAUUGUGAAAAUGGUUUCGCUGCUACAGUGCUUUGA
Messenger RNA from Ruditapes philippinarum (Manila clam), 2226 nucleotides. Its product is annotated as fibropellin-1-like. The coding region runs from base 1 to 2226 and encodes 741 amino acids. The transcript is spliced from 21 exons. Gene Ontology annotation, biological process: Notch signaling pathway. The record is from RefSeq and is a predicted model, not a curated record. Gene Ontology annotation, molecular function: calcium ion binding; Notch binding. Lineage: Eukaryota; Metazoa; Mollusca; Bivalvia; Venerida; Veneridae.